This is a messenger RNA of Brassica napus (rape), 2207 nucleotides long. RefSeq names its product rhodanese-like domain-containing protein 7. Bases 42 to 1445 code for a protein of 467 amino acids. The transcript is spliced from 6 exons. The record is from RefSeq and is a predicted model, not a curated record. Lineage: Eukaryota; Viridiplantae; Streptophyta; Magnoliopsida; Brassicales; Brassicaceae.
UUAAGUCCGGUUUGGUUUUUAAGCCCACAGAAUAAACCUCAAUGCUACGUUUCUACCACUGGAGAUUUCCGCCGUCCCUCGCCGCCGCGAGAAUGCUCUCAUCACCACCACCACCACCACCAACACCUCACUCUCAACCUUCCAUCUCCAGCGGCGUCUCAAAUUCGAUCUCAACCACUAAAAACUUCAAACCCAAGUUACUAUCCACUCAAUCCCAACUCCAGAACCUCUCUUCCUCUCCUCUAAAAUCCACGGUGGCUUGUUCUAGCUCUGGACCUAUCCGACAAAACAUGACUACUGUCUCUCAAUGCUUCUCAACCAAACAAGAACCUGUCGAGUCAGAUAAAAGCUCACUCCUUGUGGUUUCAUUCUACAAGUUCGCUGAUUUUCCAGACCAUGCUGAUCUAAGAAAGCCCCUCAAGGAUCUCUGCGAAGAAUUGUGUGUUUCAGGUGGAAUCAUACUAGCACCAGAAGGAAUCAACGGAAGUAUCUGUGGGAGCCGUGAAUCAGUGGAGAGAGUGUUGGCGUUUAUACAGAGUGAUGUCCGUUUGAGUGGUCUGAGGCAAGUGGAGACGCCAGUGAGUCCUGAACAAGAAGCAAUACACCAUGGACAUAGCAGUGGCUCUCCACUUGCGGCUGGUGAGGAUGCUCCGUUUAGAUGGGAUCACGUUAGGGUCAAACUCAAGAAAGAGAUUGUCACGCUUGGAAUGCCGAGUGUCUCGCCUAUUGAAAGAGUUGGAACAUAUGUGAGCCCUGAGGAAUGGAAUGAACUGAUCAGUGAUCCGGAAACUGUAGUGAUUGAUGUGAGGAACACCUAUGAGACUAGGAUUGGGAAGUUCAAAGGAGCUGUGGAUCCAUGCACCACAGCUUUCAGGCAUUUCCCAUCUUGGGUUGAGGAUCAGUUUGCAUUGAAGCAAGAAGGCAAUGAAACGCAAGCAAAGGUGGAGAAAAAUGAAGAAGAGAAAGCUGAGAAACCGAAGGGGCUGCCACGGAUUGCUAUGUACUGCACUGGAGGAAUCAGAUGUGAGAAAGCUUCAAGCUUUCUUCUUAGCCAAGGCUUCGAAGAGGUGUAUCAUCUGAAAGGUGGGAUACUGAAGUACCUAGAGCAAGUCCCCAAAACAGAGAGCUUGUGGGAAGGAGAAUGCUUUGUGUUUGACAAACGUGUGUCAGUGGAACAUGGUUUAGCACAAGGAACACAUAAACUCUGCUAUGGAUGCAAGCAGCCUAUAAGUGAUGAAGACAUGGAAGCUCCAGAGUAUGAGUCUGGAGUCUCUUGUCCUUACUGUUACUCUGAGAAGUCCGAAGAGGAGAAAGAAAGAGCAAGAGCAAGGCAGAUUCAGUUUGAGGAAUGGGGUGUAAUUGGUGGUCCGGAUAAAGGUCGUAGGCCUGCUACUAAACCGGAUAGUCCAAGAAAGAGCAGUGCCAAGUUUGGUUCUUCAAUAUAGAUUUUGAUGUUAAGAAAGACUAUCUGAAAGAUUUUGUGGUCUCCUCCAUAAUUUAUAAAACCAUUGUUAUAUUUGAGUGGCUUAAACGCUAAUCAUCAAGGAAAUGGAAUUGUGUUUUAAGUUUUCUGAUGAUAUUCAUUUCUUUUGGAGUCAAUUUGAAGAAGAACGACAUAACAGUACAACGGCAAGUUGUUCAAGUUGUUUCUUGUAAUCCGGCAGCAAGUGUAAAAACAGUAAAACGGCACGCUGUGCAUGUUUUCACACGUGGAACGGCAUGAAGUGUGAGAAUCUCUUUUAAUGUCGACGACUAAGAUGGCGUCGCGUCCUCGUUGAAGGAUCGUUUCUGGGGAUUUGAUUGAUAGCUAAGGAGAGAGAGAGAGAGAGAGAGAGAGAGAGAUCGAAGCGGUGAUGACAGGAGGAGUGCUCAAGCUCGUGAAGCCAAAGAUCCAAUCUGCGGAUAUCCAAGCCGCCGCAGGAUGGGGUAUCGCCGCCGCAGCCGGCGCCAUCUGGGUCGUCCAACCAUUUGAUUGGAUUAAGAAGACAUUCAUUGAUAAACCAGCAGCUGAAGACAAGUGAGUGAUCAAGAUCCAAGACAAAGUGAGAGAUUUUUUUUUUUCUUCCAGUUUUCAAGUUUGUUAUUGCAUCUUUGCGAUGUAGCUGAAUAAAUUUUUGGUUCUGUUCUGGGGACUUCUUGUUUCAUGACUUCAUUGUAGACAUUCUGUUUUCUCGAAUGUUAUAACACAAAGAAGCACAUUCCAAAUU